UCGAAACAUUUAAAGCCAUCCACACAAGUCAAAUAAAAUUUUCUAAAUUUGAAUUGUAAUUAGUUUUUUAGUUUUUCUUUGUCUGCAAUGUUUGCUCCCAGUGCUGUUUUUAGUGUUGCUCUUAAAUUUUAUUUGCUUUUAUUGUUAAAAGAUAUUCUCUAUAAGCUUAUGGUUUCCCAACUUUUCCAAACACAAUAAUAAUAAACUUGAACAAGUGAUGUUUAAAAUAUUUCCAAUUCUCACAUACUUUUGUAGUUUCUCCCACAAACUUUCAUUUAUACCAUUGGAAUUUGUUUUGACCUGCAGCCAAAGUCCUUAAUUUUCCUUAAAAUUUCCCUUUUAUCCCACAGCUUUGAAAAUUUUCCUGAGGAAAUUGUUGAUUUGGAAAAACCAUCAAAUACUGUUCUUUGAUUUUAUUUUAAUGUCUGUUUGCACUGACAGAAGCUUUAUUAGCUUGUAGCGCCACCAAGUAUAACCACCGAAGAGCUGCUGUCUUAAAAUCAUUCUUAGUUUCAUUCAAAGUUUUGCCACAGCAUGAUAGUAUCAGAUAUUUUAUCAAGAUAUUUUUGUAGUUUUGCUGACUAUUCGGCUGAAUAAAACAAUAAAAAUAAAUAGAAUUUUAACUUUGAAAAGGAACUAAGGGGUUCAACUAUAUCUAUCAACAGAUUUUGUUAAUUAUUAAAAAUAUUAAUAUUAAAUAUUAAAAGUAUUUUGUGUAAAUAUAUGACCUAGUUUUACUUUGAAAUUAUUUAUUGGAUGUUAAAAAAAAACUAUAUCUAUGAACAGCCUUUGCAUUUAUCACAAGCUCUACUGAUUGUGAGGCCAAAAGAUAUUGAGGUAAAAACAAUUGAAUAAAAUGUCACUUUCCUGACAACUGUGAUUAAUAUUAAGUUCAGCUAGUUUAUAAAAACUCAAAAAAAUGAAGAAGAACUGAGGUUUUUUUUUUUUCAAAUGUUUUAUGUCUGUGGCUUUUAUUAUCAAAUAUGUUGCACUUGAGCGCCUCUGACACUACAAAGUGACUCAUGGUGCUUAAACGUUCUUCCCUGUGGGACUUGUUUUACACUGACAGAAAACUAUUUAAACGUGAAGGACUUCCUCAGCUUUUUGUUCACAAGCCCUUUGGUUGUACAAAUCGUGAGGCAAAAGUGUUACAGCGUCUUUGAAGAAGGAGCCCAGAAACUCCUCUUUACCUUGAUACAUGUACUUUGUUGUUAAAAAAAAAAAAACAUUUUCAUGAAAAUAAAUAACUGUUUUUUUUUUACGUUUUGCAACAAAUCUAAAAAUGUGAGUGAUUGAUUUUAUGUUGAUUUGAUUCUGAUAUAUUAUUUUAUUUCUCAUGUCAUUCAUUUUCACAUUUUAACAUUUGCAGUUCUCAAUAAAAAAUAUUGUCAAAAAAGGGAGUGUCAUAAAUGUUCAAAGAUUAAAAAGAAAAAAUUGGUAAUGCAUGUAUCCAAAAAAUAAAAUAAAAGCUCUUUCAUACAUCAUAAACUCUUGCAAUAUUACACAACAUCAUUGUGUGACCUGAAUUAAAUAAUAUUAGCUCUAAAAAAAUAUGUAAUUAUUUGAAUCAAGUCAUUACUUUUAAUUACUUUACUCUACUUUUAAUUUAAUUAUAAGAACAACCAUUGCAUUAAGAGUUUCAAUAAUUGUUUUUAUUUUAAAAUUAAAUGAAUUUAAACCAUUUACUUUCACUCAAACAUCUGAGAUAAAAACAUUGAGGUUUCCUUUAUUCUGGUGUUUUAACCACUGACAUUUCUUUCUAUUAUUACUGGUUUUACAGUAACACUCAUUUUACAAUCAUGCGCCGUGUGACCAGCAGAGGGAGUUAUCCAUCAAGCUAACGUGAUGGAGAAAUAAUCACAUAAGUGACUUUGUUUCAUACAUUUUCGUCUAUUUAAAUAGGAAAAUUCCAAAAGGCUUGCAAUUCUCAGAAGGAUAUAUUAACCAAAAACGUAUAUCCCAAUGUUGUAAACAUGAAUAAUAGAUCACUUAUAUAAAAGUUUGUUGUUUUAAAUGAGAUUUUAAAAUAUGUUCUAAACUUGAAUCAAAUUCUUUGUUUUAGGACAAACAAUAAUCUGUUUUAAAAAUGGAAGAAAUAACAUUUCUCUUCCGAGAUUUUAUAUCUGAAUAGCUUUCACGCGACUCAUCUUGUUUUAUAAGUGCAAUAAAGUCCUUGAGCUGGGAAAAGUUGAAAUUUCCUGCAGCCAAAUAUGGGUAAAACAGAGAGUAGUAAAUGUGGAAAGAUGAGUCACUCUGGCACACUUUAUGCCAAAAGACAAAUCAAUAGGAAUUUCUUCAAUCCUUUUUGAAUUUUUAAUGUCAAAUUCAUUACUAUUACCUAUUAAUGUUUUUGUUGUAAAAUUUUAGAGCAGUUGCUAUGGGUAACUUUGAUUAGGAGCUGCGCGUUGUGGACAGCCUGUGAUGAAUAGACGAUCUUUGUAAAAGGGCGUGGUGCUUCACAUCGGGAAGUUUCUGUCAGGAGGUGAGGCUUCAUAGCUUUUGAUGAAUCAAGCCUAAAAUCUGAAGGGCGAAAAGGGCGACUUUCUACUGUAGAAUGCUUUUAUUUUUCUAACUGGAAUUAUUCCGUGCAGAGAUAACUGAGAAAGAAUAACUGCUCAUCUGAAACGACUUUUAGGGAGGAUGGGGCUGCUGUCCACACUGAAAUCCCAGUUCAUCUGCCACCUGAUCAUCUGUUAUGUGUUUCUGGCGAGUGGCAUCCUUAUCAACCUGCUUCAGGUGUGCACCUUACCUGUGUGGUUGGUCAGCAAGCAGCUGUUUCGUAGGAUCAACAUCCGGCUGGGGUACUGCAUCGUCAGUCAGGUAGUUGCAGUCCUGGAGUGGUGGUCGUGCACUAAAUGCACACUCUACACCGACCCAGCAAGCCAUCUUCUGUAUGGAAAAGAGAAGGCGAUCGUCAUCCUCAACCAUAAGUUUGAGAUUGACUUCCUGUGCGGCUGGACCUUCUGUGAGCGGUUUGGAGUUCUGGGGAGCUCAAAAGUUUUAGCCAAACAGGAGCUGGCAUAUGUGCCAGUGAUCGGCUGGAUGUGGUACUUCCUGGAGAUAGUUUUCUGCAAGAGGAAGUGGGAGGAGGACCGAACGUUGGUGGCCCAAAGUCUUCAGAAACUGCGGGAUUACCCAGAAAACUACUGGUUCCUACUGUUUUGUGAGGGAACACGCUUCACCCCAGAGAAGCACCAGGCCAGCAUGCAAGUGGCUGAGAGUAAAGGUUUACCUAAACUUAAGCACCAUCUUCUGCCCAGAACCAAAGGGUUCUGGGUUACGGUCCAAAACCUCAGAGGAACUGUCUCAGCUGUUUAUGAUUCCACUCUGAACUUCAGGAACAACGAAAAGCCCACCAUGCUUGGAGUCCUCAACGGGAAGAAGUAUCAUGCAGAUUUAUACGUUCGGAGGAUUCCUCUUGAGUUGAUUCCUGAGGAUGAGAAGGAAUGUGCUGCCUGGCUCCACAAACUUUACCAGGAAAAGGACAGCUUCCAGGAGCAUUAUGAAAAGACCGGAUGCUUCCCUGGCUGUGACAUGAGUCCUCCCCGUCAAUCAUGGACUCUGAUCAACUGGAUCUUCUGGUCCUGUGUGGUUCUCUACCCUCUGGUUCUCAUGCUCACUCACGUAAUCAGCUCCGGAUCGGUGCUCACCAUCAUUGUGGCCGUGGUGGUCUGCUCCGCAGCGUCAGUGGCAGUUCGGGGGAUGAUUGGCCAGACUGAGAUUGGAAAAGGCUCCAAAUAUGGCAACAGGGAGGUUCCUCCCAACAACAGUAAAGGAAGCAGCUAAGGGUUGAGAACACCAGCCAGACGAGACUGGGUCUGCUCAACAAGUUCCGACCUGCUCCACUCACCUCUGAUCAGACUAAAACACGCGUGCAGCUAAGACCCGCCUUUUCACUGUUCAAGGGAAACUAAAUCAAGCGGCGCAAAGAUGGACUACCUCUUUGAGGAGCUACAAUACCAUUGAUAAUAAACAUUUAAAGGCAUCAUUUGAUGUUGCUUGUGCAUGAGAAAUGUAAAAAAGCGAACACCUCCUCUAGUCGUGAGCACAUUUUUGAACCAAGUGCCUCCAGUCAAAGCUGUCAAGAAAAAGAUGCUGCCAUAUGAGGAACCGCUCAAGGAGAAGUAACCGGAUUACAGCCUCAACCUGUUGUGGUCCACACAAAUGAGUGGGAGACAACAUAACACUUAACAGCACUGCAGUGUUAGAACAAAAAGUAUUAUCAUUUCUAUUUGUUCUGAAUGGUGUCAACUAACCAUCUUCAAAAGGAAUUAAGGAUCAAACCUUAAAAAUACAAAAUGAUUUUCUUCCCGCUGCUGUACAUGUGCUGCACUCAUCUCUUGGCUUUUUGCAGCAUUUAUUUUUUCAGGUUUUUUUUUUUCCAAAAAUAAAAUGAAUUUUCUCAUAAAUGUAAAAUGUUUCCUUAAUAUAUUAAACAAAAAUGGGUUUUAAAUCCAAAAUGUGUUUUUUUAAUUGCUCAACAAAUUAAAACCGUGCAUGCUUUUAUGUGCAUGAAGUUGUAAUGUUCACAUAAAUAGGUUCAAUUUUAAACAGCUUUUCGUGUUUUAGUGUUUCUGCACACUUGUUCUGAUAAAUUUGAUGUGAUAUUAAAAGUCUUUAAGGAGCCAGUAAUUAUA
Messenger RNA from Oryzias melastigma (Indian medaka), 4637 nucleotides. RefSeq names its product 1-acylglycerol-3-phosphate O-acyltransferase 4 (lysophosphatidic acid acyltransferase, delta) (gene agpat4). Gene Ontology annotation, molecular function: 1-acylglycerol-3-phosphate O-acyltransferase activity. Gene Ontology annotation, cellular component: mitochondrial outer membrane; endomembrane system. The transcript has 9 exons. Bases 2641 to 3786 code for a protein of 381 amino acids. The record is from RefSeq and is a predicted model, not a curated record. NCBI's taxonomy places the organism in Eukaryota, Metazoa, Chordata, Actinopteri, Beloniformes, Adrianichthyidae.